CAUUGCUGCUACAGACUUGGUCUAUUUGAACUACCAGACGUGAAGUUAGUUACGUAUUAUGACGUUUGUAUAAUUUUAUAAAUAUUUACAUGUAUUUUCGUAAAUAUGGACAAAUCUAAAGCACAAACAUACAUUUUAAGUGUCGAUGAUUUUGGGCAAAAAAUAUGUACAUCACAAUCGGACUCCAGUAAAAGGUAUAUUUUGGAUGCAGAUGGAAAUAUGUUAGAAUAUCAGCCCGAGAAUUCAAUGUGUGUGAGUUUGGAAGGUCAGGGAAAUGAAGAUGAAAGUAACUCAAGUACCAUAAAUGAAAGUCAAGAAAUAACACAUUUCGAGGAUACUUCGCAGUUAGGUAUAAUUAACACAUUUGACAGUGUGGGGGAGUUUGAUCAAAAUCUCAUGAAUGAAUUGGAUACUGAUUUCAUGAACAUGGUCCCUGAUCCUCAGUCACACUAUAUAAUGCAACAUAUGGACAUACGAGAACCACUUACAAAGCUAAGAAAGCUUUUGGAAAAUAAAUUAUGUGUUAAUUUACCGGAUUAUGCUUUUGUUUUGCAAGGAACACAAGCACUUGAAGACCAUAAAAAUCUUGUGGAUCAGUGUGUACAAGGUGAAGGUUUGGUUCAAGUCAAUGUGCAAAUUCAAACAAACUUGAAACGUAUUAAUAUUAUUGAUGUUCUUAAACCUGCUGAAGAUUAUGUACAUGUUGUUAAAGAUGAGAGUGAAAAUGAAGCUGAAGAGGCAACUGAACCAACUGAAACAGCUGAAGAUGAAAGACCCAAGAAUAUUGUUCAAUGGCAAGUUGAUUUAAACUAUAAAAAAGAGAUGGAAAGGCUGAAAAUACCAUCAAACCCUGAGGAAUGGACUGUAUUACACGUACGCCACUGGGUACAGUGGGCGGUCCGACAGUUUAACUUGCCCAAUAUACGCCUCUCUGAUUGGUCGAUGACGGGAAAACAAUUGCAUGAACUUACCAUGCAGGAUUUUCAGGAAAUUGUGCGUAGCGAUCCUGGCGACAUCUUUUGGACGCACCUAGAACUACUAAGACAAAUGAAAGUUGUCGCUACAAGACGGGUGGAACUAGUUAAAAAAUCUCCCAAAUUGAUGAAACAAACCAAAUCUACAAAAGUGAUGCCAAACUAUUAUUACACAGAAGUAAAAUAUUUCGAAAAUAAUACGAAUUCCACGAGUGGAAAUAGGAAUAACAGUAACGGUCAGAUACAGUUGUGGCAAUUUUUGUUGGAACUUUUGACCACUAAUGAAUAUAAAUCCAUUAUACAGUGGAUUGGGGAUGAGGGUGAAUUCAAGUUCACCCAUCCGGCAGUGGUGGCCCAUUUGUGGGGUCAACGAAAAAACAAACCCACAAUGAACUACGAAAAAUUAUCUAGAGCGCUUAGAUAUUACUAUGAUGGCGACAUGAUUUCCAAAGUGCAUGGAAAACGUUUCGUCUACAAAUUUGUUUGCGAUUUAAAGCAACUUUUAGGUUAUAGUGCAGUUGAGUUAGCGAAUUUGGUUAAAUUUAAUGAUCCUAAAAUCGAAACACCCACAUUCAGUUUGAAUGAUGAAACAUAUGAUUAAUUUUUUUGAGUUGUUUUAAUACUGUGAUACGAUUAAUACGAGUUUUAUAUUAAUAAAAAGAAAUGU
This is a messenger RNA of Brassicogethes aeneus, 1641 nucleotides long. The record is from the annotation of a GenBank genome assembly. NCBI's taxonomy places the organism in Eukaryota, Metazoa, Arthropoda, Insecta, Coleoptera, Nitidulidae.